AUAGAAAGCGUAAAUAUCCUACUACAGAAGAAAAACAACACACAACUAGACCUGCUGUUAAAAAAAAUAAAUCACAAAAAAAUUCCGAAACAGACUUGGAUGAAAUAGAAAGAAACUUAGCAAUUCGUGAAAAACAACUUGAAUUAGAAGAGCGUGAAGCAGAAUUGGAAUUAAAAAAAAUGAAUAUUCAAAAAAUGAAAAAAGAUCUUAAUCUUUAA
This is a messenger RNA of Racocetra persica, 218 nucleotides long. The record is from the annotation of a GenBank genome assembly. NCBI's taxonomy places the organism in Eukaryota, Fungi, Glomeromycota, Glomeromycetes, Diversisporales, Gigasporaceae.